UUAUAUACAGAAUCAUCAGUAACUAUGAAACUUCUUCAUACUACAUUAGUUUUUCUUCCUCUUCUCCUUUUUCCCAUCUUGGCUUCAUGCAAUGAUAAACAGGUUUACAUAGUGUAUUUUGGAGAACACAAUGGGGAGAAAUCACUGCAUGAAAUCGAAGAAACCCACCACUCAUAUCUACAGUCUGUGAAGGAAAGUGAGGAAGAUGCCAAAUCCUCUCUUCUCUACAGUUACAAGCAUAGCAUCAAUGGCUUUGCUGCUGUGCUGUCCCCUGAUGAAGCCUCCAAAUUAUCUGAAUUGGAGGAAGUGGUGUCUGUGUAUCCUAGUGAUCCAAGAAAAUACUCACUGCAAACAACAAGAUCAUGGGAAUUUGCAGGCUUACAAGAGGUAGUACCUGAAGCCACCUUGAACAGAGAGGAUUUGCUGCUGAAAUCUAGUUUUGGGAAAAAUGUCAUUAUUGGGAUUCUUGACAGUGGUUUGUGGCCAGAAUCUGAGAGCUUCAAAGAUGAUGGGCUGGGACCGAUUCCUAAAUCAUGGAAAGGAAUCUGCCAAUCUGGAGAUGCAUUCAACUCCUCUAAUUGCAACAAGAAGAUAAUUGGCGCCAAAUACUACCUCAAGGGCUACGAAAGCUACUAUGGCCCACUAAACAGGACACUAGACUACAAGUCUCCCCGCGACAAGGAUGGCCACGGAACGCACACGUCCUCCACCGCCGCCGGCCGGAGAGUGGAAAACGUCUCCGCCCUGGGCGGCUUCGCCGCAGGCAUAGCCUCGGGCGGCGCGCCGCUCGCCAGGCUAGCCAUGUACAAAGUUUGUUGGGCGGUUCCGGCGAAGGGCAAAGAAGAGGGGAACACGUGUUUCGAAGAGGACAUGCUAGCGGCCAUCGAUGAUGCGAUAAGGGACGGUGUGGAUGUGAUCAGCAUUUCCAUCGGGACCAACCAGCCCACGCCGUUUAAUCAAGACUCCAUCGCGAUCGGCGCGCUCCACGCGAUUAAGAAGAACAUUGUUGUCUCGUGUAGCGCCGGGAAUUCCGGGCCCGCGCCGGCUACGUUGUCCAAUACGGCUCCGUGGAUCAUGACCGUCGGCGCCAGCAGCGUGGAUAGAGCAUUCUUGGCUCCGGUUUUACUGGGGAAUGGAAAGAAAUUAAUGGGACAAACUGUCACACCAUACAAGCUGAAGAGAAAAAUGUACCAUCUGGUUUAUGCAGGGCAGGUGGUGAAAUCAAAUGUAUCCAAAGAUCUUGAAGGGCAAUGUCUACCAGAUUCACUGUCACCUGAAAAAGCCAAGGGAAAGAUUGUGAUGUGCCUGAGAGGGAAUGGGACUAGGGUGGGAAAGGGAGGGGAAGUGAAAAGGGUGGGUGGAGUUGGAUUCGUACUCGGAAACAGCAAAGCGAACGGAGCUGAACUCGCAGCUGAUGCUCAUCUCCUUCCAGCCACUGCAGUGGACUAUGAAACUGCACAGCAAAUUCUCGAGUACAUUGAGUCUUCGAAGGAGCCGAAAGCCUAUAUCUUCCCCGCUCACACAGUUCUGAAUGCAAAGCCUGCACCGGUUAUGGCCGCCUUCACUAGCAGAGGGCCGAGUACAAUUGCGCCUCACAUUCUUAAGCCGGAUAUAACUGCGCCUGGGCUGAAUAUAUUGGCUGCGUGGAGUGAAGGAUCAUCACCUACAAAGCUCGAUAUUGAUCACAGAGUGGUGAAGUAUAAUAUCUUGUCGGGAACUUCCAUGUCUUGCCCCCAUGUAGGUGGAGCCACCGCACUUCUCAAGGCCAUUCAUCCUGACUGGAGCAGUGCUGCAAUCCGCUCAGCUCUUAUUACUUCAGCUGGGUUGCGAAACAACGUGGGAAAGCAAAUAACUGAUGCAAACGGCUCCCCAGCAGAUCCAUUCCAAUUCGGGGGAGGACAUUUUAGGCCAUCCAAAGCUGCAGAUCCUGGACUGGUUUACGACGCCUCAUACACUGAUUAUCUUCUCUUCCUUUGUGCGUAUGGAGUGAAGGGCGUCGUCCCAUCCUUCAAGUGCCCCGAGCAUGCUCCUUCACCUUCCAACCUCAACUAUCCCUCCGUUGCCAUUCCCAAACUCGAAGGGAGAGUGACUGCCAAGAGAACCGUCACAAAUGUUGGCAGUGACAGAAGUCUUUACUUUGCUAGAGUUCAGCCUCCAUUGGGAUUCUCUGUUGAAAUCUCUCCUCCCAUCCUGUACUUCAGCCACGCGGGCCAGACAAAGAGCUUUACUGUUACUGUUAAAGCACGCAGAGAUAUGAAGAAGAGCGUUGAGAAACACCAGUACGAGUUUGGAUGGUUUACCUGGAAUGAUGGACUCCAUACUGUUAAAAGUCCCAUUGCAGUGUCAUUGGCAUAGUUUUUAGCAUAUGACAUUUAGAUCUCAGGCUUUUUUUUACCACCUUGGAUUCUCAUUAGACAGAUAUAGUCUGAAAUGUCAACAUAAGAAAGAUCCAAUUCUAGAAAAGGUUCGACUUUAUUACUCAAA
Messenger RNA from Ipomoea triloba (trilobed morning glory), 2484 nucleotides. RefSeq names its product subtilisin-like protease SBT5.6. The coding region runs from base 25 to 2355 and encodes 776 amino acids. Lineage: Eukaryota; Viridiplantae; Streptophyta; Magnoliopsida; Solanales; Convolvulaceae. The transcript has 9 exons. The record is from RefSeq and is a predicted model, not a curated record. Gene Ontology annotation, molecular function: serine-type endopeptidase activity. Gene Ontology annotation, biological process: proteolysis.